This is a messenger RNA of Pterocles gutturalis (yellow-throated sandgrouse), 306 nucleotides long. RefSeq names its product heat shock 27kDa protein family, member 7 (cardiovascular) (gene HSPB7). Gene Ontology annotation, biological process: heart development. The transcript is spliced from 2 exons. The annotation marks the transcript as partial. NCBI's taxonomy places the organism in Eukaryota, Metazoa, Chordata, Aves, Pterocliformes, Pteroclidae. Gene Ontology annotation, cellular component: cytoplasm; nucleus. The record is from RefSeq and is a predicted model, not a curated record.
ACUGGCGCGGUGAAGACCCUGGGCAACACUUAUCAGUUCACGGUGGACGUCAGUGACUUCGCCCCUGAGGACAUCAUCGUCACCACCUCCAACAACCAGAUCGAGGUGCACGCCGAGAAGCUGGCCGCAGACGGCACUGUCAUGAACACCUUCACCCACAAAUGCCAGCUGCCUGAAGACGUGGACCCCACAUCGGUGUCAUCCUCUCUGGGGGACAAUGGCACGCUGACCAUCCGGGCUCAGCGGCAGCCUGCCAAGCACACCGAACACGUCCAGCAAACCUUCCGGACUGAGAUCAAGAUCUGA